Molecule: messenger RNA, 1671 nt
Organism: Daucus carota subsp. sativus
Lineage: Eukaryota; Viridiplantae; Streptophyta; Magnoliopsida; Apiales; Apiaceae
Product: arabinosyltransferase RRA3
Exons: 2
Coding region: 112-1413 (433 amino acids)
Biological process (GO): root hair cell development
Molecular function (GO): glycosyltransferase activity
Source: RefSeq, a predicted model, not a curated record
GUCGGAGUAUUUUAUAGCAAGACUAGUGAGGGAGAGUCAGAGAGAUGCGAAACAAAAGAAGAAGAAAGUUCAAAAGCAGGCGCAAACAGUGAGAUCGGAGGUCCUGGCUAAAUGGGCAAUGGGCGUCGAGAGAGCGGGAGUGGUCAAUUAAUUAGGAACACUAGUUCAUUAGUCAGAUCCGUCCGCGGAUCCAGAAUCUCCAUCGCUGUUCUCAUCGGCAUCCUUCUCGGUUGCAUUUUCGCUUUUUUCUUUCCUCACGGAUUCUUCUUCUCUCCCCCUCCUCCCCACCUCGUCUCAAAGGUUGGUUCAACACAAUGCGAGUCCUCAGAAAGGAUCAACAUGUUGAAAUCAGAGUUUGUAUCAGCUUCUGAGAAAAAUGCUGAACUUAAAAAGCAGAUUAGACAGUUAACUGAAAGGCUUCAGUUAGCUGAACAGAGGAAAGAUCAAGCACAGAAGCAAGUGCUUGUGUUGGGUGAGCAGCAUAAAGCUGGAAGUUUUGGAACUGUUAAGGGUUUAAGAACCAACCCUACUGUAGUCCCUGAUGAUUCUGUGAAUCCAAGAUUGUCCAAGAUAUUAGAGAAAAUAGCAGUUAAUAAAGAAGUUAUUGUUGCUCUUGCAAAUUCUAAUGUGAAGGAGAUGUUAGAGGUCUGGUUUACCAACAUCAAGAGAGUGGGCAUUCCCAAUUAUCUGGUUGUAGCUUUAGAUGAAGAUAUUACCAAUUUCUGUCAAAUAAAUAAUGUUCCUGUGUACAAGAGAGACCCAGAUGAAGGCAUUGAUUCAGUUGGUAGGGCUGGUGGAAACCAUGCUGUUUCAGGAUUGAAAUUUCGCAUCUUGAGAGAGUUCUUACAACUUGGUUAUAGUGUGUUGCUUUCUGAUGUUGAUAUAGUGUACUUGCAAAAUCCCUUUAAUCACCUUUAUCGCGAUUCAGAUGUGGAGUCCAUGACUGAUGGCCAUAAUAACAUGACGGCUUAUGGGUACAAUGAUGUUUUUGACGAACCAUCAAUGGGUUGGGCUCGUUAUGCUCAUACAAUGAGGAUAUGGGUUUAUAAUUCUGGAUUCUUUUACAUAAGACCAACAAUUCCUUCAAUUGAGCUUUUGGAUCGUGUGGCUAGCCGGCUAUCUAGUGAAAAAGCUUGGGACCAGGCAGUUUUCAAUGAGGAGCUCUUCUACCCUUCACAUCCUGGGUAUGACGGACUUCAUGCAUCUAGGAGAACUAUGGAUUUCUAUCUCUUUAUGAACAGCAAGGUGCUGUUCAAAACUGUAAGGAAGGAUGCAAAGUUGAGCAAGAUUAAACCGGUAAUUAUUCAUGUGAAUUACCACCCGGACAAGUUCCCAAGAAUGAAAGCAAUUGUUGAGUACUAUGUAAACGGUAAGCAAGAUGCAUUGAAGUACUUUCCUGAUGGUUCGGGAUAGUAGAUCUUGUUAUUCAGAUCAGAAAACGUAUCCAAAGUUUCCCUGAUUGGUUUUUCAAGGUGUUUGUAAUAUGAUAACUCAAAAAACAUCACACAGUUAGAUUAAACAUUAGCCCAGUAGCUAAGAAAAGUGUGGGUUUCUGAUUUUUUAGGCAAAUAGUAUGAGUUUGAUUGUCUGAACAUCUCAAGUAACUGCAUCUGUAUUUUGUUGUCAACUUCCUCUUCAACAAAACCUGCAUUUGGUUUAACAUUUUUAUCA